UCCUAGCGUCAAAUUAUGUUUUGUUCAUUUGGACUUUGUAAUUGCAGACAGUGCGUAGUGGACAGGUGGAUAUGUUUUUAAAAAUACCCUGGCUAACAAAGAUGAGGAAAGUUGGGUAUUUGCUCAUGCUGAUGAUGCUGUCGCCGGUGUCCAGCUACUGUCCGCAGGAGAAGACCCACAGCCUGGGUCGCUGCGCCUACCACAUCGAAUGUAUGGAAAACAUCAGAGGUAUACACCUUCAUAAUGAGUGCCUUGAAUCCGCCAACUAUCCAGUCACCGUAGACCUUAAACUCACAAAUGCCGUCGAAAGAUUUGAUUACCGUAUCGAACAGGAUUUCUUAGGUUUCAUCACCUCUCUUACGAUAUCAGCGGAUUGGGCAGAAACAAGUCUCUCUCUCCUGCAAUACACGACUCGGCUUCAAAAACUAAUCUUAAGUAGCAAUAAUAUCGAAAAGAUAACUGGAAAGCCGUUUUACUUCCUCAGUAAUUUGGAAAGCCUGGAUCUAUCCAACAACCAGUUGACUAAUGUCGAUGAACUGUUUCAAUUCGAGCUCCAUCCAAACAAAUUAUUCAAGCUGUCACUAGCUUACAACCGUAUAGAAGAGCUACCUGGAGAUGUUUUCGAAGAGCUUACUUCAUUAAUCGAACUUGAUUUAUCAUACAACAAAAUAACUAAUAUAAACGAAGAGCCCUUUUCGAAUCUAACUAGUUUGGAAACAUUGCGUUUGAACAACAACUUGAUUAAAAAUCUAAACGGAGCUGUUAACAAUCUGCAUAUUCUUAAAAAUUUGUAUUUGAGAGACAAUCAAAUACAAAAUAUUGAUGUUCAAUCACUUAAGAUCAUUACACAUUUGGAAACAUUCGACGUUUCUCGAAAUCAGUUAGAGAAAAUAAAUUCAAUUGUGUUCCUUAGGCACUGGAAGCAUCUGGGUGGCAAAAAAAUAUGUAAAAUUAUUUUAUCGGAUAACCACAUAAAUGUUCUCCCGAAUACUUCGAAGGAGAUAUCGGCGAGAUACACACGCAGCGCUCGCCCUUACAGCGUCGAUGUUCUCACGGAAGUUGAUUUAUCCAACAACGAAAUAAGUGACAUCGAAUAUAACGCAUUCCAAUCGCUGUUUAAAAUGAUCUCUUUAGAUUUAUCGAGAAACAAAAUAAUCGAUUUCGUUGUCAACGCUGAUGAUUUGGAGCAUGUGAAAUAUUUGAAUUUGAGCGGCAACUACAUUGUACGGCUAUAUUUCGAAAGUUUUUCCGCUAUGAAAAAUUUGCAAAACUUGGAUUUGUCUCACAAUUAUUUGGAUUAUAUUCCGGAUCAGACUUUUACGAAUACCUAUAAUCUCAAGAAUGUAAAUAUGACCUAUAACGAAAUCGCCAUAAUUAAAAACUGCACAUAAAAAUGUUCCACCCGG
Molecule: messenger RNA, 1406 nt
Organism: Manduca sexta (tobacco hornworm)
Lineage: Eukaryota; Metazoa; Arthropoda; Insecta; Lepidoptera; Sphingidae
Product: chaoptin-like
Exons: 3
Coding region: 72-1391 (439 amino acids)
Molecular function (GO): protein binding
Source: RefSeq, a predicted model, not a curated record